Dreissena polymorpha is the source of this 1765-nucleotide messenger RNA. RefSeq names its product guanine nucleotide-binding protein G(o) subunit alpha-like. The transcript has 9 exons. Bases 244 to 1323 code for a protein of 359 amino acids. The record is from RefSeq and is a predicted model, not a curated record. NCBI's taxonomy places the organism in Eukaryota, Metazoa, Mollusca, Bivalvia, Myida, Dreissenidae. Gene Ontology annotation, cellular component: heterotrimeric G-protein complex. Gene Ontology annotation, biological process: adenylate cyclase-modulating G protein-coupled receptor signaling pathway. Gene Ontology annotation, molecular function: GTPase activity; G-protein beta/gamma-subunit complex binding; G protein-coupled receptor binding.
GUUACCUCAGAUUACCUAGUCGGGUAAUGCAUCAUGAAUGACACACUUUACGAAACGUUGUUAUUAUAGUAUUAUAGUGUCAACGUGAUCACCAACGUUUUUAAGUCGUUCAUGAAUACACAUAUUAAUUGAUACACAGAACAAAUCGUAUUAACUUGCGAGGAAUCGAUCUAUUUAAUUUUUUACUGGAUUUAUUUGGACUUAUUUUUUUUAAGAAAGUGUUUAAUAUGAAGUUAAAAAAGUAUGGGUUCAUGUCUUAGCUUAGACCAAGAGGAAUUAAAGGCACGUGCUCGCAGUGAUGAGAUAGAUAGACAGAUACACAAGUGGGCGAGACAAGACGAAAAUGUGGUGAAAAUACUGCUUUUAGGGGCAGCUGAGAGUGGCAAGAGUACACUGGUGAAGCAGAUGAAGAUCAUCCACAAUGAGGGAUUCACCAAUGAGGAGCUUCUCUCAUUCAAGCCUGCAGUGCUGGACAAUCUGGUGAGUUCCAUGAAGUACGUGCUGACGGGGAUGGGACUGCUGCGCAUCAAUCUGGAGAAUCCCAAGAACAGGAUUCAUGCUCAAGUGAUUCUGACAUGUGAGAACAGUUUUGACCACAACAAGAACAUGCUUCCUGACGUUGGUCGGGCCCUAAAGUACCUCUGGCAUGACAAGGGGAUCCGAGCAGCCGUUGCCAGGGGUUACGAAUAUGAGCUCAAUGACUCCGCUAUCUACUAUUUUGAGAACAUGGAUCGUAUCUGUUCAUUGAUGUUCAUUCCCACCCCUCGUGACGUCCUGAGAGCCAGGGUGAGAACUACCAGCGUCAUUGAGACAUGCUUCCAGAUGAAGGGAUGUCUUAUUAGAUUGUUUGACGUUGGAGGUCAGAGAUCAGAGCGGAGGAAGUGGAUCACGUGUUUUGACGACGUAAAGUCCGUGUUGUUUGUAUUGGCGCUAAGUGCCUACGACAUGUGCCUUCUUGAAGAUGCGAAUGUGAACCGUCUGCAAGAAAGCUUGAAACUAUUCCGGGGUAUCUGCAAUAACCGAUUUUUCUAUAAGUCUUCCAUGAUUUUGUUUUUAAACAAACUUGAUCUCUUUCAAGACAAAAUAAGAUUUUCUGGGCGACAUCUUCGAUACUUUUUUCCAGACUAUACAGGUCCAGACAAGGACGUUGACAGUGCGGCACGCUACAUCCAGCAGCUGUUCCAGCAGCAGAACUCACUGCCUGGCAAGGUCAUCUACCCACACUUUACCACGGCAACAGACACAUCCAAUAUCCAGGUCGUCUUUCAGGUUGUCAUGGACACGAUUCUCAGAGAGAACCUGCGCCAGGCCUCUAUAUUGUGAUAGGCCUCCAAAUUAUGACAGGCAUCAGUAUUGUGACAGGACUUCAUAUUGUAAUAGUGGAUAGACGUUCAUCAAUGCUGUUUGGAUCCAUGCAAGUCGCGCUCAGAGAAAACAGAGCUUAAUGCAUGUGUUAGAAGUGUCUUCCCAGAUUAGCCUGCGCAUUCCACACACGCACAUGUGACACUGUGUGGUUAGAUGGGCUGUCAUGCAUUCCACACACGCACAUGUGACACUGUGUGGUUAGAUGGGCUGUCACGCAUUCCACACACGCACAUGUGACACUGUGUGGUUAGAUGGGCUGUCAUUCCACACACGCACAUGUGACACUGUGUGGUUAGAUGGGCUGUCAUGCAUUCCACACACGCACAUGUGACACUGUGUGGUUAGAUGGGCUGUCAUUCCACACACGCACAUGUGACACUGUGUGGUUAGAUGGGCUGUC